Molecule: messenger RNA, 1743 nt
Organism: Fonsecaea monophora
Lineage: Eukaryota; Fungi; Ascomycota; Eurotiomycetes; Chaetothyriales; Herpotrichiellaceae
Exons: 4
Coding region: 1-1743 (580 amino acids)
Biological process (GO): DNA-templated transcription
Molecular function (GO): zinc ion binding; DNA binding
Source: RefSeq, a predicted model, not a curated record
AUGCUCAUCGUCGUCAAGGUACAGAAUUAUGGCUAUCGUUGCGUCAGCAGCAACAAGCUGGAGAGGAUCUUUGAGGAUGACCAAGACUGGAAGAAAGAGGCCGAGACCAACAUCGUCCAGCUCCAGGCUGCGGUGACUGAGAUACUCCAGAGAAACUGUAUGCCGCCUCUAUCCUCAUUCCCUACAAGCCUUACAGAGCCAGUCAACUCCGACCGUCUCAAGUUGGGGGGCUUUGUUGCUGCAGCGACCAAGGAUAGUCGCGAAGUCAGAACUCGGGAGACGUCUCAGGAACCAACAGCAGAACAGGAACUUGUCUCUGCACCCAUGCGCAGUCUAUUCGAAGUCACAAAGCUGAGGAAUAUCCGCAGUGAUGUGUCCCAGCACAGGAUUGCAAAGACGCCCGAGGACGAUUUGAUCUCUCGCGGAGCCCUGCCUCACCAUGUCGCCAGGGAACUGUUUUCCUUCUUUGACACGACCAUGAACCAUAUCCUCUGGGGAGGAAUUGCCCUUGUCCACCGCGACCUCGAGUCUGCUCGGAGAUCUUCUUCUCUGCUCUGUGCCGCCAUCCUUGCUGUGGCCGCAUUGCACAUCCCGCAGGGGGAAGAGAUGUUUGAAUUCUGCUAUUCAGAAUUUGUCUCCCUGAUCUCCGGGUCCCUCAUCUACCGCGACCACAACCUGGACGACAUUCGAGCUCUCUGCAUUGGUGCCUUUUGGCUCUCAGAUCUCAGCUGGAAACUCUCUGGAGUCGCCGUUCGGAUUGCGACCGAGCUGAACCUCCAUCAAGCCUUCCACAAGAUGCAACGAGGCGAGCCCGAUCAACACGAGCGAGCGCAGCUGUGGUAUCUCCUCUACGUGUGUGACCAUCACUACAGCAUUGCAUAUGGUCGUCCUCCCGUCAUCCACGACAAUGCUGCAAUCAAAGGCUACGAGUCUUUCUUGAGCUCACCCAUGGCCGGGCCAGCAGACAUGAGACUGAUGGCUCAGGUGGCCCUGUUCAUUGUGCUGACCAAUGCGUAUCACACCUUUGGGUCGGACAGCCAGCAACCGCUGAAUGAGGAGGACUUUAACACUUUGAGAGCCUUCUGCUUGGAGGUAGAAGGGUGGCGGAUGAAAUGGCAACCCAGAAUCGCUCCCAAUCCGUACGUCGGCACGUACCCAUCCAAGGGCGUUGUACUGCACUACCAUUUCGCCAAACUACAGCUCAACUCUCUCGCUCUGCGGGCAAUAUCGCCCAACCAUCAGUUCUCCCUAGAUCGUAGAGAAGCGGCCAACUCGGCCAUUGCCUCUGCCAUGUCCACCAUGAACUUGGUCCUGCACGAGCCAGACAUCCGCAAUGCCGUCGCGCGCGUGACCCUGUUCAAGCAUACCAUGAUCGCGUUCGCCGCCGUGUUUCUGCUCAAGGUCGUGUGGAGCUGGAACUCGGCGUCGCUGAACAUUGAGAGGCGACAGGUUCUGGAUCUUGUGCAGGCCGUGGUGGACUUGAUGUCGAACGCCCAAGCCAGCCGGAGACACUUGUGUCGCCAUAUAGCGACGGGCUUGAGCAAGAUGAUCUCCAGACUGAAGGCGAAACCCCUCUACCAGGCACGACGCGACGGGGACCACCAUCCUCUCAACAUUCCAGCCGACAUGGAGGACGAUUCCUACGGGCCGAUGAGUGAGAAUGUCUCCUCGGACGCUUUUGGGUUCGAUGAGGAUUGGAUGCUCACAUCGUCCAUUGACCCGUUUUGCUUUUCCAUUACAUAG